AAUUAUAGAGAUAUAUAUGUUUUUGAUAUUUUAAUUACAUUUUUAUAAUGAUACGAUAUGGAAACUAUAGUUUUAAUAAAAAGAACAAGUUUCAUUGCUCUUGUUUCAAAAAUGCAAAAAUCAACCCUACGUUAGCUGGUUGUACGGACGACGCUGCCGCAGUGUCCGUUUUACCUUACCAAUGGACUCCUAGAAAAUGUGGGUCGAUUCUUGCCAAUUAUCUGAAAGAAAGAAGAGAAAGUUAUUUUAAAAUACUUAAAGCUCUAGAAGAUAGUAAAGAUAAAGUUAAUGGAGAUAUUGAAUAUAAGGUUCGUGUUCUUGCAGAGACACUUCUUUGCACUAUCAACAAAAAUCAAUAUGACAUAGAUUGUAUUGUAAAAAAACUAGAUUUGACGGACGGUACUUUAUCUGGCGAAGGUCGCAUUUGUGCUCUAAAAGAAAUAAAUAAAUUCAUUUUAGAAAGAGUUCAAGAUAUAAGUAAUUUUAAAGAGGAUGCUUUACGAUUGGAAAAAGAACGUGCAAACGCUCUAAGAAAUAUCCUUCACGAUCAUUUUCAUCGCAUAAUUGCUAUAGGUCAUCGAUCCUCAAAAGAGUUGCUUCAGGAAUGUGACGAGAAGAUUUAUAAUAUUAAUCAACAGUUAUUGAGUAAUUGCGCAGCUUAUAGUGAUUUAGAUAUACAGCUGCGUGCUCAAGCAAAUCGAAGCAUGAUAAAAGCUCGUUCAAUCCUUAAUCAGUUAUGCCUAGGAGUGAAGACUAUAAAACGUGCAGGCAGUGCUCUUUCCGAAUGUAGCAAUAAUCACGACAUUCAAAAGAGAUCUGGUAGUGCUAGUCAUGCUAAAGUAAUUUCUACCAACACUACAAUAAAUGUUAAAGAAAUAGAAGAUUGUGUUUUUAAAUUAUCCGAGGAAUAUCAGAAUACAAUCAAAAAUGUUUACAUGAACUAUGUGGAUAAACUUAAAGAAUUUUAUAAAAAUAUCGGUAUUCGUAAUUUCAUUCUAAAUAAAAUUUGUUGCACAAAUAAAUUCUCAGUAUCUGUUUUAGAUCAAAUUGUUGAAGAAACACAAAGAAUAUCGGGAAUUAGUGUCCAGACUAAAGUGCCUCCGUGUCCUGACUUUUCUGAAUUAGCUGAAUGUUUUAAUAUGAUAAGCAAAAGUUUGAACUCGGUGGGAAAACAACUUACAUAUAUAUAUAAUAUUUUACAUGAUGCUAGCCAUCUAUGGGAUGCGCACAUGCUUCGUUUAGCUCUCGCUCAAAAACUGACAUUGGCUGCUGUUGAAGAUCUUAUAAGUAAACACGACUCUAUCGAACUCGCAAAUGAAAUUACAUUUAACAUAACGUUUGAACAAUUAGUAACUGCAAACGAUAAAGAAAAAUUACAACAAUAUUAUGAUGCUUUAGAGUUAUUGCUUAAACAGACGGAAGAGGCAUAUUUACAUCAUAGUGAUAUUGAAGUAGGGAGAUUGGAGGAAAUCUCGAAACUGCAUAUACCCUUGGCAAAUAUUCUGCAGGCAGAACUCGACUUCUAUAUUAAUAAAUACCUAAAAACAAAUUAUGAACCAAAUAUAAGCGAAGAUAAUUUGUCAGAUUCACGCCUAAGUAAUUCAGGUUGUAAUAUGAAGACAUCUCUUUUAAGAGUAAUAUUUCAAGUGGAAGAUCAAGAAGAAAUACUUAUUAAUUGGGGAAAUGGAUUUCUGGAAUCUUUUCAAAACAAUUUACCACUACUUUCAGAAAAACUAGAACAUCAAAUUCGUUUGUGGGUCGAAGAAAAAUCAUUGCCAUUAAAGAAGCGACAUUCUUUAAAAAUUAUGUCACUUAACAUUCGUAAAGACCGCAUCAAAGCUGCACGUGAUUUACGCUUAGCAGAGUUACGCAAGAAUGAGGCCUGUUUAGAGUCUCACUUAGGGGCAAUUAAUCAGUUGGCUAAUACUUUGCCAAUGGAGGUUUCUAAGUUCAUGACGUUAGAAGAUGCUGGCUUAUACCCGUUUUGUCAGUGGAUCCGAAAAAUUGAAGCAGGAAUGGAAGAACUUCAAGCUCACACAGUUGACGUCGAGACAAAGAGGUUGAAAAUGCUGAGUUUUGCUCAAAGACUCACAAAUCAUCGCCGGCGUUUUGAAGAAAGUUUAAAUUCGGCUACAGACCUUUAUAGGAAGACAAUUGAACGCCAGGUCCAAGAAGCAAGGGUCUCUAAUGUUCGUUUCUUGACUCAUUUAAAACUGCACCAUGAGGGAGGGCGUUUCUCGGCUGUUGAAUCGUCAAAAAUCUGUACAGCCUUAGUGAAAGGCGGUGACGCCCUAGAGACUUGUAUGGCUCAGUCGUUGGAUGUAUUAAAGGAACGUCAUACCGAACUACUUCUACAAGCAGACCAGUUACUUCAGCCUUUGCAGAAGAUAGCGGAGGAGAUGUUAAAAGGCACCGGGAAAAGUGUUUCUGAUAAAUACAAACAAUUUCGUCAUAAAAAGUAGUAUUUUACUUUUUAUGACGAAAUUGUUACUAGUAUUUUGUCUUUUUUAAAUGUUAUUAAUUUUGGAUUAUUACUCAUAACUUGACCAAAUUUACUUGCAUUAUAAAUGGACACUAUUAUUUCUUUUGGGAUGUUUCAAAACAAACAUCUAUAAGGCAAUUUUUGUACGAUAAUAAUGCAUUAACAAAGCAAAAACUGAUAAUUGUACAGCCUUGACUGGCAUAUUUUAUUAUUUUUAACUUUAUGCUUUAAUAUUGAUUAAACAAUAUAAAUAAUUAUGUCCGAUU
This is a messenger RNA of Parnassius mnemosyne (clouded apollo), 2748 nucleotides long. NCBI's taxonomy places the organism in Eukaryota, Metazoa, Arthropoda, Insecta, Lepidoptera, Papilionidae. The record is from the annotation of a GenBank genome assembly.